UUGUUGCAGUCACUGCCAGUUGCUUCUUGCUGGAAAGGCUGCGCCUGUAGGAAAGAAUCCAGGGGAAGUGGCAUUCUCUAGACUCUAUCUUUUCCAGUUGAAUUUGUGUCUUAUCAUGGAAUAUCCCCCUUGUGGCUGCUGAGAACCCAUCCUCCAACUGUCAGAAUAGGGAAGUGAGAGUAUAAAGUGUACUGGGAUAUGGUUGAUAAGCUUGCCUCUCCUUCCCACUGAGCACCCACCGAUAUCGUUUUCCUGGAAACACACCAUGAAAGAUUGUACACAAUGAGGGACCCUAAUCUGACGAUGGAUCAAAAAGCCUCGAGCAACCAGCAGUCGCUUGUUGCGCAGGGCGAGCAGCGCAAGACGCAGAAUAAAUCAGUGCGAGUCGCCUUCGGUCCGGAGCUGGAAACAUGGAUCCCCCCACGCGAUAAGUCGCCGGUGCCUCUCACAGGACACCACCGAUCCCUCACCAGCGUGGAACAACAGAAGCCAUCCAGUUUGACCACCAUCCCUCGCCCGACGAGCUCCGCCGGCGAGGGCCCUUCGGCUCCGGAGUCGAAUCAUCUGCAUACCUCCGAUCGCGCCUCGGAGGGUGGUCGACCGACGGCGACGCUGAAACGAACCAGAAGUGACUAUGGCCCGCGCGUAGGGGCUGACAAGCCGGUCGGCGCUGAAGAGGACGAGGAUUUCGCCAUGAGGCACGGUUGGCAGGAGGAGUACACCUCCAGCGAGUACCUCAAGAUCUUGCACUCGAAUUUUUACAUGUACUUUACUGAAAAGCGCCACGAGACGAAUGGCAUUCCAAGAGACCCUGUUGGGAGCUGGCCCAGCCAGGAUUGGCGGAUGAAGGAUCGGCUGAAGACUGUCUCGGCCGCUUUGGCAAUCUGUCUGAACAUCGGUGUUGAUCCCCCGGACGUGGUCAAGACGAACCCUUCCGCCAAACUCGAAUGUUGGGUCGACCCCACCUCGACCACGGGCGGCGGCCAGAAUAAGAUCAUGGAACAGAUCGGGAAGAAGCUGCAGGAGCAGUACGAGACCCUGAGCCUGCGCACUCGAUACAAACAGUACCUGGAUCCAUCGGUAGAUGAAACCAAAAAGUUUUGCAUCUCGUUACGCCGCAACGCCAAGGAUGAACGCGUCCUCUUUCAUUACAAUGGCCAUGGCGUCCCCCUGCCCACUCAGUCCGGAGAGAUCUGGGUUUUCAACAAAAACUACACCCAAUAUAUUCCUGUGUCCUUGUACGAUCUCCAGUCUUGGCUGGCUGGGCCGAGCCUUUUCGUUUUCGAUGUCUCGCAUGCGGGAAACAUUGUCCAAAAUUUCCACACCUUUGUGGAGAAGCACGAGAAAGAAAACGCCGAGGCAAAGAAACGCGACCCCAAUGCGGUGGUCCAAAGCUAUGCCGACUGCAUCCUGUUGGCCGCCUGCCAGAAGGCCGAGUCUCUUCCCACAAACCCGGAUCUUCCAGCCGAUCUCUUUACCUGUUGUCUGACUACCCCCAUUGAGAUCGCGUUGCGCUUUUUCGUUCUACAGAACCCGCUGGAUACAAAGCUUUCCAUUGACGAGUUCCGUGUUCCCGGCCGUUUACAGGACCGCAGAAGCCCCCUGGGUGAACUGAAUUGGAUUUUUACUGCCAUCACCGAUACGAUUGCCUGGAACACCUUGCCUCGCGCUCUCUUCAAGAAACUCUUCCGUCAAGAUCUCAUGGUCGCGGCCCUGUUUAGAAACUUCCUCCUCAGUGAACGCAUUAUGCGUACCUACAAGUGCCACCCGAUCUCUUCCCCCGAACUUCCAGAAACCCAUCACCAUUCUUUAUGGAAGAGCUGGGACUUGGCCGUCGAGAUGGUGCUGGCUCAACUGCCCGCCCUCAUCGACCAUGAGGAAGGCCGCAGACAGUACGAGUAUCAGCACUCUACAUUCUUCGCCGAACAACUUACAGCCUUUGAGGUCUAUCUCUCCUCGGGGCCCACAGAGAAGAACCCUCCGGAUCAGCUUCCGAUUGUCCUACAGGUGCUUCUCAGUCAAGCUCACCGAUUGCGAGCCCUGAUCCUGCUGAGCAAAUUCUUAGACCUUGGACCGUGGGCGGUGCACCUUGCCCUGAGCAUCGGCAUCUUCCCCUACGUGGUCAAGCUCCUCCAGUCCGCAGCCCAGGAGCUCAAGCCCGUCAUGGUCUUCAUCUGGGCGAGGAUCAUGGCAGUCGAUCACACGGUGCAAAGCGAUCUCUUGAAGGACAAUGGCAUCCACUACUUCAUCUCCAUCCUCAACCCUGCCUCGCCGAUCCCAGUGGGAAAUGCCAGUGAACACCGAGCCAUGUGCGCGUUCAUUGUUUCGAUCUUUUGCAAGAAUUACCCCCAAGGUCAGAAUGUCUGCUUGUCCGCCGAGCUCUUUGACUCGUGCUUGAAGCACCUGGUCGAUGUCGAGAACCCGCUGUUGCGGCAGUGGUCGUGCCUCUGUUUGAGCAUGCUCUGGCUGGACUUCCCAGAUGCGAAAUGGAUGGGAAUCCGGUGUGCUGCCCCGGCUCGCCUGUGCGAGCUGAACUUCGACCCCGUCCCGGAAGUUCGUGCAGCGAUGUUGCAUGCUGUGACCAACUUCCUGGGGAUCCCGGAUCUGACCGAUCAAGUUGCCCAGAUCGAAGAGUUCCUGGCCAUGGCGGUCUUGCCGAUGGCCUCCGAUGGCAGCGUCCUUGUCCGCAAGGAGCUGGUGGUGUUUUUCUCCACAUUCGUCAAACGCUACCAGAACAAAUUCCUUGUUGCGGCUUACGAAGAACUUCUAGAAGAAAAACAAGAACUGCUUGCCAAGCUUGACGGCGAGAAGAGUCUGACGAAAUCCGACGUCCGGUCAAAUGGCUCUGCCUCCCCUGCUCCUAAGCAUCAAUACUUGUCUCGCAACACCACUUUCGGGACGAUCUGGAAGCAGUUACUCAUCCUUUCCGUCGAUCCACACCCGGACAUUGCCCGCGAUGCCUGUCUUGUGGUUGACUUUGUUCACCAUACCCUCCUAGACUCCCCCAUGGCAUCCGUCACUAAUCAGGUUAGAAAUGAGAUUCUUGAGCUUACUGCCCGUAUCCCACAAAGGUUCCCCUUCCGCGAGAAACCCGAGGCCAAGCAACCGACGCCCCCGCAGCCGUCCCCGUCCCAGCAGCCGCAAAAGUCGGAAGGCUACAUCUCGUUGAGUCUCAAACGAACCGCCAGCGUUGCAGCAUCAUUGAAAAACCUAGCGUUCGGUGGCUCAUCUUCGACGGACAUCCAGUCCUCGUCGCCAUCGGCCGCAGUCCCCUCAAAGGCCCGAAUGCCCAUCACCCCCCGCGGACGAGCGCCUCCCGAAUGGACUCGUAACCCCGAGGUGAACGAUCAGAUAGCUCCCGCCACCGCGUAUCAUCAGGCCCCGCACCCCAAAUCUCACGGAUACGAGCCCAGAGAUUCAUCUGUGGCCCCCAUGAUACCGCUGAAAAGCAGGUUCUUGGACUGGUCCACUGAGUAUUUCCGCGAGCCCCAGAUGAAACCCAACGAGCCCGACGAACCCGGUAGUGCCGACUACAAUGAACGUCUCUGGAGACGUGGCCGCAACGAGAAGAUCAUCGCAGAGACCCAGCCCCUGAAGAGCAAGGCCGGAAGCAACCGAUGGGACCACUCGGUUGCCUUCCUGAACAACAACCAGCCGUCCAAGAUGUGUUUCCAUCAGUUCGAGGACCACCUGGCUGUAGCCGAUGACCGGGACACGGUUUUGAUCUGGGACUGGCAAAACCACAAGCGUUUGAACCGGUUUUCCAACGGCAAUCCGGUUGGUUCUAAGAUCAACGAGAUCCGCUACAUCAACGAGGACGAUCAAGCACUGCUGAUGACCGGCUCGUCCGACGGCGUCCUGAAGGUGUAUAAGAAUUACGAAUCCGCCAAGGAUGUCGAGAUCGUGACGGCGUUCAGGGCCCUCCCGGAAUUGAUUCCUAGCAACCGCAAUGCAGGGCUCGUGUUUGACUGGCAACAGGGUCAGGGCAAAGCGCUUGUCGCCGGGGAUGUCAAGGUGAUUCGUGUGUGGAAUGCCGCGACUGAAGUGUGCACGAAUGACAUCCCUGCGCGCUCUGGUUCAUGCAUCACGUCGCUGACCUCCGACCAAGUCGCGGGCAACAUCUUCGUGGCCGGGUUCGGCGACGGAGCGGUCCGAGUCUUUGACCAGCGCCUGAAGCCCACGACGGCCAUGGUGAAGGUGUGGCGCGAGCACAAGCAGUGGAUCACCAACGUCCACAUGCAACGCGGCGGGUUGCGAGAGUUGAUCUCGGGCAGUCGCAAUGGAGAGGUCCGACUGUGGGAUCUCCGCAUGAACGACCCCAUCUCCACCAUCAACGCAACCAAGGAUACCCUGCGCACAUUGAGUGUGCAUGAGCACGCCCCCGUCUUCAGCAUUGGCACCAACCGGCACGAGGUGAAAACCUUCAACGUCGACGGCACCUACCUCUCCACCUUUGAACCGUACUCGAGCUUCCUUCACCAUAACCGUUCCUCGCCCAUCGCUUGCACUGCCUUCCAUCCUCACCGGACCCUCCUCGCCUGCGCGGCGCUUAAUGAUCACCACGUCAACCUCAUCACAUGUUAACCUCUCUCUAUCAGUGUCAAGGCAGUUCCCUCUUCGUCUUCCCUCUUCGUCUUCCCCAUUCUAACUCUUUUCUUUCUUUUUAUUUCUCUCCACGGCUUUCUUACGAAUUGAUUGGUCUCGGCGCAGGAGCGGGCAGUGGACCCUUUGAUUACUCGGUUUGGCGUUUUUUUCUUCUUUUCUCUACUUCUCCUUGUCUUUACGCCGGUCAUCAUUGUGUCUAGCAUAUCCACAUCCUUUCUUCUAGCUUCAAAUGACCUUCCUACUUUCCUACCUUCCUACCCAUCUGCAC
Penicilliopsis zonata CBS 506.65 is the source of this 4873-nucleotide messenger RNA. RefSeq lists its product as hypothetical. Gene Ontology annotation, cellular component: cytoplasm; TORC1 complex. The transcript has 7 exons. Gene Ontology annotation, molecular function: protein-macromolecule adaptor activity; protein binding. NCBI's taxonomy places the organism in Eukaryota, Fungi, Ascomycota, Eurotiomycetes, Eurotiales, Aspergillaceae. Bases 283 to 4584 code for a protein of 1433 amino acids. The record is from RefSeq and is a predicted model, not a curated record. Gene Ontology annotation, biological process: positive regulation of protein serine/threonine kinase activity; positive regulation of cell growth; cellular response to starvation.